Molecule: messenger RNA, 2061 nt
Organism: Podospora anserina S mat+
Lineage: Eukaryota; Fungi; Ascomycota; Sordariomycetes; Sordariales; Podosporaceae
Exons: 6
Coding region: 1-2061 (686 amino acids)
Biological process (GO): cellular response to unfolded protein; endoplasmic reticulum unfolded protein response; protein refolding
Cellular component (GO): membrane; cytoplasm; endoplasmic reticulum chaperone complex
Molecular function (GO): ATP hydrolysis activity; ATP binding; heat shock protein binding
Source: RefSeq, a predicted model, not a curated record
AUGUUUCUCCGCAAAACACGCCGAAAAGUACCCCUCAAACCCCCUCACCUCCGCCCACCUCCUCCAAGCUCCUACCGCAAACUCCCCCUCUACCUCACCCUCACCCUCUGCCUCAUAGCCCUCAUCAUCUUCCCCCUCGCCAUCCUCCCCGUAGCCUCCGCCAAAUCCACCGUCUCCAAUGAACCCGCCCCAGGAGAACCCAUCAUCGGCAUCGACCUCGGCACCACCUUCUCCUGCGUGGGCGUCAUGAAAGAUGGCAAAGUCGACAUCAUCGCCAACGACCAAGGAAGCCGAAUCACACCAAGCUACGUAGCCUGGACCAAAGAAGGGGAGAGGUUGGUGGGCGAGGGGGCCAAGAACCAAUUUGCGAGCAACCCCAGGAACACGAUAUUUGAUAUCAAGCGGUUGAUCGGGAGGUCGUUUUCAGACAAGGGGGUGCAGGAGGAUGCGAAACAUAUGCCUUUUACCGUUAAGAAGAGCGGGACGACGGGUGGUCCGGUGGUGGAGGUUGACGUUUCUGGACAAGGGGACAUGAAGACGUUUACUCCGGAGGAAAUCAGUGCGAUGGUGCUGGGGAAGAUGAAGGAGGUUGCCGAGGGGUUUCUUGGUGUGCCAGUCAAGCACGCCGUGGUCACCGUCCCGGCCUACUUCAGCGACAAACAACGCCAGGCGACCAAAGACGCAGGCCUCAUCGCCGGCCUCAACAUCGUCCGUGUCAUCAACGAGCCCACCGCCGCCGCUUUAGCCUACGGCAUCGACAAAGUUGAUGGCGAACGCACCAUCCUCGUCUACGACCUCGGAGGCGGCACAUUUGACGUCUCGUUGCUUCAGCUCGAGGACGGUGUGUUUGAAGUCUUGUCAACAGCAGGCGACACAAGACUGGGCGGCGAGGAUUUCGACAACAAAGUCAUCAAGCACCUCGCUACCCAGUUCUCCAAGGCCAAUGGUGGAGCCGAUGUGACGAACGACGUCAAAGCGAUGGGCAAGCUGAAGAGGGAGGCUGAGAAAGCCAAACGGACGCUGAGUUCGCAGAUGAGUGCUAGGGUUGAGAUUGAGGGGUUGCACAAGGGGUUGGACUUUGAGUACACGCUCACCAGGGCCAAUUUUGAGAAGUUGAAUAUGGCCAUGUUCAAGAAGACGCUGAAGACGGUGGAGCAGGCGCUGAAAGAUGCAAAGGUUGACAAGAAGGAUGUGACUGAUAUCGUGAUGGUGGGAGGGUCGACGAGGAUUCCAAAGAUUCGCGAGUUGGUCGAGGCGUACUUUGGGAAGAAGGUUAGCCUGGGAGUUAAUCCCGAUGAGGCUGUUGCUCAUGGAGCUGCGCUGCAGGGCGGUAUCAUUGCCGGCGAGGAAUUCAUGAUCACGAACGCUAUUUUGGACAUCACCCCCCUCACGCUGGGUAUCGAGACCACAGGUGGAGUCAUGAAGACCAAAACUCAUGGCAGUCUCUCCGUCUCACUAACCGGGCCGCAGAAAAAAUCCCAAAUCUUUUCAACAGCAGCGGACAACCAAAACGUUGUUCAGAUCAAGGUCUACGAGGGCGAGCGCGCACUGACCAAGGACAACAACCUCCUGGGCAAAUUCGAACUCACCGGCAUCCCACCAGCACCAAGAGGUGUCCCCCAGAUCGAGGUCUCGUUUACGAUUGACGUCAAUGGUAUCUUGGAAGUCACCGCCCACGACAAGGGUACCGGGAAGGCAGAGAGCGUUACGAUUACCAACGACCGAGGACGGCUGUCUGCCGAGGAAAUCGAGCGUUUGAUCUUGGAGGCCGAGGGGUAUGCCGAGAAAGAUAAGGAGAUUCGAGAGCGGAUCGAAGCCAGAAAUGGGCUUGAGAACUACGCUUUUAGCCUCAAGAACCAGGUGAAUGAUGAACAGGGCAUGGGUGGCAGGAUUGAUGGUGAUGAUAAGGAUACUGCCGCUACGGCGACGGCGGAGGACUUUGAAGAACAGAAGGAAAGGCUGUCGAAUGUGGCUUAUCCCAUCACCAGCAAACUGUACGCCGAGUCUGGCGGUAGUGGUGCUGGCUACGAUGACGAGCCGGAUAUUCAUGAUGAGUUGUAG